This is a messenger RNA of Thecamonas trahens ATCC 50062, 1440 nucleotides long. RefSeq names its product adenylyl cyclase-associated protein. Bases 27 to 1406 code for a protein of 459 amino acids. The record is from RefSeq and is a predicted model, not a curated record. Gene Ontology annotation, cellular component: cytoplasm. The transcript has 2 exons. Gene Ontology annotation, molecular function: adenylate cyclase binding; actin binding. Gene Ontology annotation, biological process: regulation of adenylate cyclase activity; cytoskeleton organization; cell morphogenesis. Lineage: Eukaryota; Apusomonadida; Apusomonadidae.
CCAUUCAUCUCCAUUUUUCACCCAAAAUGGCCGACCUGACCAACGUUGUUGCCCGUCUUGAGGCCGUUGCCUCGCGCCUGGAGGCCGUCGCCGCCGGCGGUGGUGCCGCUGGUGCCGCCCCGGUUGAGGAGGGUGACGUCCCGCGGUUUGUUGAGGAGUUUGACGAGCUCAUUGCCGAGCACAUCGAGCCGUUCCAUGCGGCGGCGCAGACGAUCGGUGGGAGCGUGGCGACGGCGGCGGGCCACUUUGUGGACGCCGUCCGUGCGCAGCGCGACUUCCUUGUUGUUGUGGGCUCGUCGAAGAAGCCCGACGAUGCGACGUUUGCGGCGCUGCUCGGCCCGACGGCCGAGGCGCUCGGCGCGGCGAUCAACGUGCGCGAGUCUGUGGCGCGGUCGGACGAUGCGUUCAACGCGCUCUCGGCCAUCUCGGAGGGUGCACCUGGUCUCGGCUGGGUCCAGACGACCAAGCCGGCGCCGCACGCCAAGUCGAUGGGCGAGGCUGCCGAGUUCUACCUCAACCGCGUGCUCAAGGACCACAAGGAGGACCACUUUAAGACGUUUGUGCGGUCGUUCAAGGCAUUCUGGCCGGCGCUCUCCAAGUACUGCAAGCAGUACCACACCACUGGCCCGGCAUGGAACGCCAAGGGCGGCGAUGCGCCGUCGUCGGUUCCCAAGUCGGCGGCGCCCGCGCCCGCGGCGUCGUCUUCGGCCCCGGACUCGGCCCCGCCUCCGUCCUCGUCGGCCGCUGCCGACACCGGCAAGGUCAAGGCCGGCCUCUUUGCCGAGCUCAACCAGGGUGGCGCCGUCACCGGUGGCCUCCGCAAGGUCACUCGCGACAUGACUAACAAGGACAAGAAGGUCAACUCCAAGGUGACCACAGUCAAGAAGGCGCCCGUCAAGAAGGCCGCCAAGAAGAAGGGCCCGGCCGUCUUUGAGCUGCAGGGCAACAAGUGGGUGGUCGAGAACCACGACGACCGCCAGGACCUUGUCAUUGCCGAGCCGAAGCGCAACCAGACUGUGUACCUGUACAAGCUCGACAACUGCGUUGUCCAGAUUCAGGCCAAGGUCAACUCGAUUUGCAUGGAUGCCUGCACCAAGGUCGGCCUCGUCUUCACCGACGCCGUCUCGGUUGUCGAGGUCAUCAACUGCAAGUCGGUCCAGGUCCAGGUCACCGGCCGCGUCCCGUCCAUCACCGUCGACAAGACCUCGGGCUGCCAGGUCUUUGUCUCCGAGGCUGCCGCUGACGUCGAGAUCGUCUCGUCCAAGACUGACGAGAUGAACAUCGUCCUCCCGCCCGCCACCGAGGAUGGCGACAUCACCGAGUGCCCGGUCCCUGAGCAGUUCAAGACCACCAUCGACCUUGCCACCCGCACCAUCAGCGUCGGCGUCGUUGAGCACCACGGUUAAGCCUUUGGUUGUGCUAAAUGUUCUUUUCCUGCCA